UCUCUCUCUCUCUCUUUCCGAUCGCUGACGAAAUUGCGGAAUUUUUCCUCGACAGUGUCAGCGCGCCGCUCGUCGAGUCAGCACGCGAUCGCGCGACGAAGCAGCGAAUCGCUUGCACUCGCGGUAAUUGUGCCUCGCUGCUGAUCUACCGGCGGACAGUUAGCAUGGGACUCGGUCUACGGUGCGCGAGAUAAUCCUACCGGACUGUCCGGUGCGGUGCUGAUACCAUUUAACAGACCAGUGGCCAGACCGCAUAAAAAAAGAAACGUUUAUCAAUAUCGGCGUGACAUGAACGCCGACUGAUUACCCGAUCGAGCAAUCAUUCUGCGUUUCCGGUUCGCACUGAUCAGGGCAAAAUGGGAGGCGGUGGACGGAAUGGCGGUCUGUUCACCUACGAGACCCUGGUGCACGCGAUUUCCGGCGCAGCCGGCAGCGUGGUCGCCAUGGCGACAUUCUUUCCUCUGGACACGGUAAGAAGUCGUCUACAACUGGAAGAAGGUCGAGAGUCGAAGAACACCCUAGCGACGAUCCGGGAACUCGUGAUGAAGGAGGGACCGUACACGCUGUACAGAGGAAUGGUGCCGGUACUCCAGAGCCUCUGCGCCAGCAACUUUGUUUACUUCUACACAUUCCACGGGCUGAAGAUGCUUAGGAGCAAGAGAAACCAGUCGGCUGGGAACGACCUGCUGGUCGCAUCCAUCGCUGGUGUGAUCAACGUCAUCACAACGACGCCAUUGUGGGUGGUGAACACAAGGCUGAAGAUGAGGGGUGUCGGCAUGGACCCGGAGAGGAACAACAACGAAUACAGCACGUUGCUCGAUGGUCUCCUUCACAUAUGGAAAUACGAAGGCCUUGGAAACCUCUGGGCGGGAACUUUGCCCAGCCUGAUGCUCGUGAUAAACCCUGCUAUACAGUUUAUGACCUACGAGAGCAUCAAGAGGAGGGUCACCGCUACCAUGCAAGGCUCGCAGCCGCCUGCUUGGGUGUUCUUUGCCAUCGGUGCCGUUGCCAAAGCAGUUGCCACUGCGCUCACUUACCCGUUGCAGCUGGUGCAAACGAAGCUCAGGCAAGGUCACAAGUAUCCAAAUCUUCCACCUGAUGCCGGCACAUUGCAGAUACUUUUGUACAUAUUAAAGAAACAAGGAAUGGCGGGACUGUACAAAGGAAUGGAAGCUAAAUUACUUCAAACGGUUCUGACAGCCGCGUUGAUGUUUUUAGCGUACGAAAAGAUAUCAAGAUUCGUGAUCCGUAUUCUUCUGCACAGGCCGCUGUUGAGAUAAUAACGUCUUAGAUAGCGAACAGUAUUAUGCGGUGAUAUCGGCAUUGUUUCCUUCGUUACGAUAAACUAUAGCGAUUACAAGACGGAAAUAAUUUAGAUAUGCAUAAUGCUUGCAUAACGAAGUACAUUUCUAUUUCAUGUACCAAGCGAAAUAAGUUAGAGGAGAAGAAAUUGGUCCCAGGAAUAAAGCUUGUGUAAACUUUUUCAAUACAUAGCCAGCCAAAUAUACAACACAUAUUUCUGAAAAUUCCCAAGCUUUUCAGCCAGACAUUUUUCAAGCAGAAAAUCAAACGUCGUCUCGGUUCUUGGUGCCAACAGCGAAAUUAAUCAAUUUAUUAUUACAACUUUCAAAUAAAUUCUUAAAUCUAAA
Megalopta genalis is the source of this 1649-nucleotide messenger RNA. RefSeq names its product Peroxisomal Membrane Protein 34 (gene PMP34). Gene Ontology annotation, molecular function: AMP transmembrane transporter activity; ATP transmembrane transporter activity; coenzyme A transmembrane transporter activity. The record is from RefSeq and is a predicted model, not a curated record. Gene Ontology annotation, biological process: transport. NCBI's taxonomy places the organism in Eukaryota, Metazoa, Arthropoda, Insecta, Hymenoptera, Halictidae. Gene Ontology annotation, cellular component: peroxisomal membrane.